Motacilla alba alba is the source of this 1575-nucleotide messenger RNA. It is a transcript of the gene UTS2B, whose product is annotated as urotensin 2B. Gene Ontology annotation, cellular component: extracellular region. Gene Ontology annotation, biological process: regulation of blood pressure; blood vessel diameter maintenance. Gene Ontology annotation, molecular function: hormone activity. Bases 334 to 717 code for a protein of 127 amino acids. Lineage: Eukaryota; Metazoa; Chordata; Aves; Passeriformes; Motacillidae. The transcript is spliced from 5 exons. The record is from RefSeq and is a predicted model, not a curated record.
AAAGCAACAGCCCUGAAAAAGUAUUUUUAAUAUGUGUAUGUAUGGAAUGUAUAUCAACGUGCGUGAACAGUGCACGCCUGUGGGAACAUCAGAAUUCAUUAGAUCAGUCUGAUAUGAGAUACAUUGAACAGGUUCCAUCUGACUUAUGUUACUGGGCUGUUCUGUCCACUCCCAGCAGAGUGAAUCAUAUUGACAGGUUGAAUUAUAUCUCAAGAGAUAUUUUUCUCCCCUCCUCCAAAGGCCAUUUGCAAUCACGGCACAUCCACUGCCUCUUAAAAGUGAGCUCAUCUGGCGCUGGUUGCAUUGAAGUCCUCCACCGUGCCUGAAGGAAGGAUGCUUUUGGGCUCUGGGAACGUGGAGAAGAUGUGGUCUGCCCAGCUGUGUCUGGGAGUGCUGACCAUCCUGACCGUGGCUCUGUGUGUCCCGUCAACGCAUGGAGACCCUUUUUUACUCCAAGAGAACCGAGUGCUUCCAGAGAGAGAAGACACAAAUCAUGAGAACACAUUGCUGACUCUGCUUCUUAAUAAGAAAUUCGCAUGGCGGAGGCCAGAAAAUAUUGACUGGGAGCUGGCAAAGAAAUUUGAAGAGCUUGAAGAGCUGGAGAAGUUGAAGGAUCAGCUCUCAGCUGAGGAUGGGUCAGAGGUGGCCUAUGCCUUGGAAAGUCUUUCAGCAUCCCAGCCGAAAAAACGCGCCUGCUUUUGGAAAUACUGCAUCUGAAGGCUUUUCAGGACUGGAGGAUGAAGAUGAGCCCUUCCCCAAACUGUCUUGCUGGGUAUUACCAUGUUAAGAGUUUGUUCUGUUCCCUCAUCGUGCUGCUAAUCUGGAAGCCAUCCUCCAUGACUGCACCACAGCCAAGUCUAACAGGGGCCAAGACAGGAGCUGGCAGCCCACUGCCACUCUCUACUGUUCCUUUCUUCCAGGUUUAACCUGCCAUGAUCUUCUACUAAGAAGACGCUUCCCAACUUUCUGUGCUGUCCUGUGUGUGCCAUCCAGGCUGCUGUCACUGUUCACUCUCCCCCUGCUCACCAGGUCCCCUGAGGCACUGAGCACUAACUCAGCUUCCCCGGGCUUGGGGCUCUGCCCACACCUGCAGACCUUGCUCUCAGCAGUGUCUGGGUUUCCUGUCGCCUCCUGAGCAGGUCUGGGCUGCCCUGGUGGCCGCUGCUGGGACAAGAAGGCAGGCUGGGUGUGAUGUGGAGGGCUCAGGGCUGGAUUGCUGAGCCAGAGCUGCUCCUCGCCGUGUCCCACAGUGUGCACAGGGGAGGGCAGGCAGUGAGCUCUGGAUCCUUUGGAUACCAUUCCAAUAAAGAUUUUCUGUUGCACAGAAGCAUGUGUUUCUCAGAGUUUGCUUUCUCAGCCCCUGCAGGAACCCAAAGCACAGCACAUUUCCCUUGAUGUUGGCUCCUGUUACCUUAAUGGUUCAUGUGGAGUUCACAAUGGAAGAAAAACUCCCAUUAAACACCUAGGGGUUUAAUGUGCCUGAGAAACAGACCCUUCCUUUUGGCCAGGAUCAGAAACAAGAGCUGGGUGUUUUUGAUAAUUAUUUAUGGGAUUCUGUCAUCAUUGGACUGGACC